AUGAGCUUGUCAUCAUCAUCAAUCUCAUCCUCAUUCAUCCUCCCAGAUAGCCCACCCGCACAUGAGCGUAUCUUCAACUACUGGCAGCAGAAAGCUGCCCUCGCUGCCGACGCCUCCGCUGCUGCACCCGCUCCUUCUCCACUCACCAUGGAACCACCAUCGCCUGGGGAGAUCGUACUGGGUGACAGUCCAGUUCAACACUUGGCUCCACCUGCUACCUGGGCACCAUGGUGUGCGGUGCUGACAACGCUGAGCAACAACAUCAAGCAGAAGCAGGGGAAGAGGAGGUUGGUGUUUGACGAGGCUGAGGUUAGCGGGGAUGAGGACGAGACAAUCUUCUCACAAACAAAGAAACGUGCUGCAGUGGAGGACAGCUCAUCACUUGUCCCCUUCAUGAAGGAGGUGCAACGGGCAGAGGAGGAGGAUGAGGGGGGUAAGAUGGACUUUGUUCAUCUCAUCAAUCGGCCCGCGCCCAAACCCUGGGUGCCACUAAGAGAGUUGAAAGAGGAUGUACCCUACCCCAUCAUCAGUGUGAGGGAGGACAGCAAUGAACAUGGGCGACGUGUUAUUUCGAAAACUAGGAGUGUAGGAAGCAAAUUGCAGUGUGAGAAAAAGAAGGCGCUAAGCAAUGCUGAUGAAAAGAGACAUAUAUUGGAUGAUGACUUCCACCUUGUGGGCUACUAG
Molecule: messenger RNA, 684 nt
Organism: Nilaparvata lugens (brown planthopper)
Lineage: Eukaryota; Metazoa; Arthropoda; Insecta; Hemiptera; Delphacidae
Exons: 3
Coding region: 1-684 (227 amino acids)
Source: RefSeq, a predicted model, not a curated record